UGGGUUCCCGGACCCCUGACCCUCAGAGGUGUCCCGGCACAGGGACACAGAACGACGCAUUGCUCCUCGCGGAGGGUGGCCGACUUCCCACUGCGGAUCCCCACAGCUCAGCCCCCUGUGGGUGGGUCAGUCUGUACUCCGAAGGUCUAUCCCAACUCCAACCCUGCGGAGCUGAGCCUCCGAAGAAGGUUUCUUAGGGGUGGAGAGAGAGCCAGAGGCCACCAGGACUCCACCGUGUCCCAGAUCCUCGCUGGCACCCGGGAUCGCCUCGUCCAGAUCCCUGCGGGCGGCCGUGGAUGGAGCCCUGCCGCACGGCUCCUGGUGUUCUUGGGCUUCUGGCAGCAGCGAGGACCUUUCCAAGGUCAAGUCAUGAAGGUGGCUGUGUUGGACCUUGGGUCUCUCUUUGCCAAAAUCUUCAAGACUUCGACGACGGCGUCCCCCGAGGUUCCCUCUCUGGUCGCCUCCUCCGGACACUCGGGAGGUGCUGCUGCCUCGGGAUCAGCGGGCUCUGGCGGGGGCACUUCGCUUAGCACGACCCCGACCCUGACCCUCUUACCCUCGCUAGCUCCGGACUCCUCCUCCGCCUCCCGUGGCCCCGCCACGUCGUGGCACCCGCUGCUCACCGCCUCCUACCCCAGGGUCUCUGCCGCUAGUCGCACGGCAGAAGCCUUAAGGUCCCCCUUUUCAUUACCGGGUAGCCCAAGAACACCGAAAGUCCAGCCUCUGCCCCUGCCUCCCCCCUGCGGCGGCUACAGGGCCACCAGCUCCCCCGCCCACCUGGGGGCCCUGGCACGGCCACCCCCUGGCCUUGGAGGAGUCUGGGCUGCUCUGCCCUCUGUUGCGGGGGACAACAGUAUAGUCGCGAGCCCUCGGAACCCUCGCCAGCCUGGCCCUGGAGAGCGAGAGCCCAGUUCCUGGAUCCCUUCUGAGCCUGGCCCCAAAACACUGGUCUUCACCUUGCCGGACAUCGGUGAGGAGUGGGCCUCAGACAGCGACUCGGAGGACAGCGGAGAAGGAAGAGGACUUUCCGAAGGUUCUAGAAAGCACAGUGUUGCUGUGAAAAGCAAAGAUCCUUUACCAACACAUUUUACAAGAAAUGUUCAGAAAGCCAUUGAUAAAUAUACCUGUGAAUCCCCAUCAUCGUUUUCAUCUAGUGGAAGCUGCACACCCACGAGAGCCCACGAUUCAUGGUCAAGGUCUUCAACACAGAGUUCUACCACUGGCUUGUCCACAGAGAGGAGCUCAGUUUAUUCCUGGAGAGAUGAUGAGUUUGACAAAGCCAAUGCACAGAAAGUGCAGCAGUUGUUUUGGGAGGUCGAGGAAUUGCUAUUUGAGGGGAAAGUAAGCCCUCAGACUCAGAAUCUAGUGGCCGAAUGUGGUGAAUGGGCAAGAAGAUCCCUCCAUCUGAGAGUAUUAGGAAGACAGCUUAUCCUGCCAACUGAUGAAGGGUUCCAACACUUGCAGGGCAAUGUGCCUAGUUCUGCUGGCCAUAAACCCUUACCUGAUGCCCCAGAAUGCAGCAGCAACAUCCAACAGUUGUGCAUCUCUGGUUCUCAAAUAAUCCCAGCCACACUCUCAGCCUCUGCCCUGCCAGGCCCUGUAGGCACAGGGACUGCCCACCUCACAGCAUGUUCAUCCCUGGAAGAAGAGGUUUACGAUAUGGAUGGAAAGGUGGAAGAAUAUUUUGCUUUUGACAAAAAAGAGGAUGGCGAUGAACGUCUUGAACGGAAACCAGCUCACCGUGGCAGGAAGUGGCAUAAACAUGGACUUCCUCCUAUUUCCCCUCAUGACUGUAUCAAAGAUGCUGUGGCAGCAGAAGUGUUUGAUCAUGUCUGGAAAAAUGUGGUAGAAAUAUUAGAAGGACUGAUUAGGAAAAACUGGGAAACUACACUUAAAGAAGGGAAAAAACAGAAAGAAAAGUUGAAAGUCGCUGAAAAUCRACCCCCACAGGUACUCCUCUCCCGGCUGAGCACGGAUGUGGCCAGCGUCCCCCCAUCCAGGAGUUCUGAAGCUCGMAGCUUGCCCAUGGCUUCUCAUCUUAAUCUACCCCAGAUUCAUCGCUUCUCCAAUAAUUUCUAUAGCGAUUUGAAUGGUGUGAUGACAAUUCAAGCAAAACCACUCCAGCAGAGACCUAUGUAUUUUGUGGAUAGAACACAGUAUGAACAAGAGGACAAAUCAUCUAGUGUGGGCGCCAGUGCUCCGUCCUCUACACGGCUCCGCCUGGCUAGAAUCUCAGAUACUCACAGAUUACAGACUUCUGCCAGGAAAAUACCAGCGCACCGGAGGCUGCCUUCUCUUACUUCAGAUUCACAGAGAAUAAAAACCCCCAAUGUGUACAGUGAUGAAAUUCUUAGGGGAACAAAACUGCAAACUGGCCUAGACCACGUGUCUUCCCCACCGGUUCAAACCUCCUGGAACAGGUUGCCCCCGAUAGGCUCAGAGGCUGGGGAGCAGAUCACAGCUGUUUCCGGAUCCCGCUCCGUUUCCUGUCCUGGCAUCCUGGAUCUGGGUCCUGCCCAAGUUGGAGUGGAUGGAUCUGGGUCGCUGGGCUUGACCUUCCUAGGUAGUCUAUUGGUCCAAAGUUCACAAUAUUUGCCUAAAUCUUUUCAGAGGACAACUGUGACUUCAAGAAAGAGGUUCCAAGUGGCAUCUUGAUGUUAAUUUACCAGAACCAUGGACUCAAUUCACUGGAGCAUCCAAAGUAUCAGCAUGCCAUUCUKCACUUGAAAAGUGGAAGAACAAGUAUUAUACUAUUUAUCUGUUUAUCUGACAGUCUGCAAUGUUAGGCUACCUGAGUUAAAUGCAAAUAAAAUAAGUAAUUUCAUUUGAAUACCUCACAUUCUAAAGAGCAUGAAAGUCAAAGUCACUAAUCUUCUUUACUGGGAGCAUUCCUGAGGUUCUUCAGGCUUUGCUCAGAAGAUCUAAUAUGUGUUUCAAUUCCAUCAUUCUAUCAGUUACGCACACAGAGUGUGUGCCAAUAUGCACACUCGAAUAAUAUAUAUGAUAUAUAUUAUCUAGGUCUAUGCCAUUUUGUAACUUUGUACCUUAAUUUUUAAAUCUCAUUCUCUUAAUAAUUCCAUCGAAAUCCUAAUCACUAAUAGAUAUAACUUCCUUCUUUGAAAACUAGUAAAGUUGUGUUUGAGAUAAUCUGUCCCAUUUGGAAAAGAUUCUGAUUAUUCUAGUCAYGGUGCUGACUUUGUUAUAUCUGUUUAAAAGUGCUUUAAUCAUGAGCUUCUUUGUGCAUCGUCAGUGACUAAUUAAUUUUAAGCCAACUGUGUGUUACUAGUUUUUAUUUCAAAGCCAAGCCUUGCAUUUGAAAGUCCCCACAUUUAUACAUUUUUAAAGCUGAAUACAAAACAUAAUUAAAACUGGUUCCAUAUGGCUUCAUCCUCAUUAUUUCAAUUGAGUGUCCAUGCACUGGAGAGAAGGCUUUGCAGCAGCAUUGUCCUUAUAUUGUCACCAUCUCAUCUGUGCUCUAAUGUCACCUCUGCAGUAAAGUCCCAGCCCAUUUGCUUAAAGCAGCAGCUCCAUGCCCUCUCCCCACCCCUCGCCCGUCUUCCUGCCCUGCUCUAUCUUCCUCAGUGCAUGUCUCCCUAUCUGACAGUACUGUAGAAAAUGGAGUGGGAAUGGAAAGGAGAAAUGUCAAUUGGAGGCAAAGCUGAUUUAUAGUGGCUUAAGUCCUUGUAUUCAUCUCAGAUCAGCAUAAUUUUUUCUUUGCUACCAGGUAAUUGUACCUUAUCAAUCUGAUUUUCACUAAUCCAAGUUAAACUUUAUACACAAAUCUGGACCACAUCCAGUGUGAUAGAGGGAAUGGGUAAAGGUCAGGGGGAUGGGCUGGCUGUGAAACAAAAGCUACGAAAGUAGUAUAUUAAGAAAUAAGACAAAAAGGCAAGAAUUAUAUAUUUUCACAAAGCAGGGGCGUGUCGGGUUGAGYAGACAUGAUGGGUCUGGCUCCUAACAGUGAGAUAAAAGCCAGCGCUUGCUUUAUUUAUAGUGAUACAGACCAAAGGGGAUCCAUAGGGAUCUCCUUCCUUGGGGACAGGAUAAGAGUGGAGAUAAACAGGUUGUGCUAGGCAGAUUAUGCCCAUCUCUGGGUGGUGUUGUUUGAUCCUAAGGCUGUGAGGUAAGGCGGGGUGCUAGCAUGAUCUGGGAUUUCUUGAACCCCGGGAUUUCACCCAGGAGUUUCCAGAAAAGCAACUUCCCUGCCUUAAUGGCUCAWMCAAACCCAUAAUUUAUAUAUUGCUCGCAACACAUAAAAACAUGUGUAUCACAUAAAUGUGUGACAAAUUAUUUUCAGACAUUUCUGCCUAUGAGGGGUCGGGAUCAUUUUCUAUUAGAGAUGUUUGGAAAUUAAAAAGUAUGCUGAUGGGUUGGGGUAGAGCACUUGCCUUGCACGUAUGAGGCACUGGGUUCAA
Messenger RNA from Urocitellus parryii (Arctic ground squirrel), 4415 nucleotides. The record is from RefSeq and is a predicted model, not a curated record. NCBI's taxonomy places the organism in Eukaryota, Metazoa, Chordata, Mammalia, Rodentia, Sciuridae.